AUGGCGAAGUCUAAUUGGACAAGAAAACUCGAAGCACAAAACAGUAGCACAAGGGUUCAGCGACCCCAGAGCACCGCAAUCGUUACCCGAAUCGGAUUUGGAGUCGCAUCGCAACAAAACACAUCCACUUCUUCAAAGUUACCCAUCCAAAAGAUUGUCCGUGUGCCCACUGCGUCGUGGGUUUUUGGACUCAUCUCACGUGGAGCCUGCUCCAGCUUGCCCGGCCUGAUGCUGGUGAGGGAUGAUGAGGAUGCAAUGCAAGCGAAAGACACUGACGAGCUGAAUUGCGCACCUCAUCUUUUCCUAUUCCAAGGUACCGUCACAACUCGCUUCAUCAUAAUCCUCGCCAAACUCCCUAGCUCCGGCGACGACAACUAA
Molecule: messenger RNA, 378 nt
Organism: Neurospora tetrasperma FGSC 2508
Lineage: Eukaryota; Fungi; Ascomycota; Sordariomycetes; Sordariales; Sordariaceae
Exons: 3
Coding region: 1-378 (125 amino acids)
Source: RefSeq, a predicted model, not a curated record